CAUAUGAAAGAUUUUGCACGAAGGCACGUUUUGAAGAUAAGAUAAUUCGGGCGUGGCCUAUCUGAGAACUGCCGUUUUCACCCGAAGAAUUCGCGAUGCAGUCACAAAUACACGAGCUUUGUUUCAAGGUCAACCUCGCCUCAAGACCUUCACAUUGGUGGUUUUAAAGAUGGCAGGUCGUCAUCUUAAAAUCCCGGCCAGGAACCCUGACCCUGCUAGACGAGGUCAAUUUGAAAGGUCGUUAUCUCAGCUUGUUGCCAUCUCGCUUACCGAAAUCGCAGGUUGAGGCAAAUUUUGGCUGCAACGGCUGCUGCAAGUAGCUUCCUCGCUCCGGGAGUAUUGUAUACUGAGAGCCUGUGUGUUUGCUUAUGGAGUUUCCUGAACGAGUAUUGCUCUGUUGUCUUCACCGCAAAAAGUUGCUUUAAUUUACUUCUAAGGCCCUACGUGCUUGCAAUUUAAUGGAAGCUCCCCUUAUACAUAUUUAUUUCAAUUAGCGCCUAAAAAUUACUUUAGAAGAUUGAACGAUCCGCCAACUUAGUUAUGUCUGUGCGCAUUCUCUGGAGAAGCAUUAUCACUGAAAAAACUCGGCAUCGUUCGUACUUUUAUUAAAACUCCGUACGCUCGACUAGUUUGUUUAGGAAAAGUCUUGAAUGAUCACCUCUCAGGAACUUUUAGACGGAGAUGGAAGAGAUCCACUACAGUAUAUUUCCAGCGAACCGGCGUGAUGUUGUUGGCAUCUGCGACGCAGGCUUGGUUGGACAUAUGCGAAAUGGAAAGAGAAUUCCAAGAGGUCAUUCAAUUGUAUGCCUGAUGUUUGGGGGAUUUUUUGAAUCCACUGUUCAAUCUAUCCGUUAGUUGUCUAUAUUUUUAAAAGCUCCUGUCACUUGUCAAGGACCGUUAAACAAAUGAAACUGUUAAUCUUGUGACCGCUUUUUUAUGACCUUGGAAUGCUCGAAAAAAAUAGACGGAUAAGGACUGUUUUUCUUCCUCUUUCAGUGUAUUUACAGUAAUAUAAGGAGGUGACCAACUCUUAAAUGGAUAUGAGGUGUGUUCAAAAUGUCACAAACCACACCUUCAAAGACCUGAUCACCUUCAAAUACUUCACAGAUCACAAGUUUUAUAUCUGUGCUUCGAAUUCUACUCAGAUUUACUCUAUCGCGUGCGUUGUUCAGUGGCGCGCGGUUUUCUCGGUAAACGUGCCGAUGGGUGCUCGACUAUACCUACGGCUUGUGUGUGGUGUGAGUGAUAUUUUCGUAUGAGAAAUUACAUGCAUGGGCAAGGAAAGAGUUAGGUUCAACGAAGCGUUUGUUCCGAGACAGCCCACAACCUGCUGUCCACCCUGAGUUAUACCGCGCGUCAGACUGCCUAAGUAGUUGGGCCAUAUUCAUGAAUUUAUUCAACAAAAUUGGCCUCGAUUUCUAUAACUAUUUCCUUAGAAAGUAAAAAAUGAAACCGGUGCGAUGGCGUGUUUACAUCACGUUGUUUUUCCUCACGUCGGAGAUCGCCGUCUUGCUGGGAAAGCCUGCCAAGAAGUCACGUAAAAGAGGCAAGCGAACGCUCGAGUCGACGCCGAAGCUAACGCGCAGAGAAUGGGAACAGCUUCAUAAGUUCGAAGAUGCGCUUAAAAACGACAAUGGAGAGCUUAUGUUCACCAAUUCCUGGGCUGUCAAACUUGACCCCGCCGAGAUAAAAGUCGCGGACAGGAUUGCUAAGAAACAUGGAUUUACAAACUAUGGCCAGGUUGGGUCACUUAGAGGUUAUUAUCAUUUUAAACAUGUAGGCAAAGGUUUACGUCACAAGCGUCACAUACAUGAAAAGACCAAGUUAUUACUAUCUGAAGAAGAAGUUGUAUGGGCGGAACAUCAGCACAUCUUAGUAAGAACAAGAAAGGAUGGUAUUCCUAGUGAUCCUAAAUUCAGAGACCAAUGGUAUCUUGAACUUUUAGACGGAGAUGGAAGAGAUCCACUACAGUAUAUUUCCAGCGAACCGGCGUGA
Molecule: messenger RNA, 1995 nt
Organism: Orbicella faveolata
Lineage: Eukaryota; Metazoa; Cnidaria; Anthozoa; Scleractinia; Merulinidae
Product: PC3-like endoprotease variant B
Biological process (GO): protein processing
Cellular component (GO): trans-Golgi network; Golgi membrane
Molecular function (GO): serine-type endopeptidase activity
Source: RefSeq, a predicted model, not a curated record